UCGUAUGUAAACGCUGCUGUUUGUUAAAUUGCCUUAGGAAAGGGGAAAGCAGAGAAUUGAAAAAACCUAACCCCAAAGAAAUCAAAAUCUUCUUCUUCUUCGUCCUCCUCUUUCCCAAGCAAUCUCUCUAAACCCUAACCUUUUUCCCCUUUCUCUUCGUCGUCUCGGAUUUCCAUCGGAUUUGAAUUUGGUGUUUGCUCCGGGGACGAAGGCCGUUUUAGGGAUUAGCUUCUGCAAGCGACAACCCGGAGACCAUGUCUGCUGUGGUGUGCGGUACCAAGAGAUCCUUCUUUGAAGAACUCCCGCUUCGCCUCCCAUUGCCAAGCGCCUCCGCUGCUCUCCACUUCUACUUCUCCUAUUAGAUUCGCUGCCCCUCUCAUAUUGAUCACCUCCACCAUUUGUUUCCCACAUGGACCAUCAGCUUCUUGUGAGAGCCCUUGAAGAAUGUGGCAACGACUUGGAUGCUGCCAUCAGAAGUCUGAGUGACCUGUGUUUGGGGUCUGCUGUUGAGAAUCCUGUUGCUACUGCAGAACCAGAGACAAAUUUGGAUCAAGGUUCAUUUGCUAACGAUGGAGAGGCUGCUGCUUCUGAGAAUUCUUCAGUACCAAGCAGCGUUUCUCUUGAUGGUAGAAAAUGGAUUGACUUGUUUGUUGUGGAAAUGAUGAACGCUACCACGGUAGCUGAUGCUAAGACUCGUGCAGCAAGAGCAUUAGAGGCUUUAGAGAACUCAAUUAGUGCACGUGCUGGUGUUGAUGCUGCACAAAAUUUUCACAAGGAAAAUAUGCAACUGAAGGAACAAAUUGAAGUACUUCUACGAGAAAAUACAAUUCUUAAGCGAGCAGUUGCCAUACAACAUGAGCGUCAGAAGGAAUUUGAGGAUAAAAAUCUAGAGUUGCAGCACCUUAAACAGCUGGUAGCUCAAUAUCAGGAGCAGCUCAGAACCUUAGAGAUAAACAAUUAUGCAUUGACAAUGCAUUUGAAGCAAGCUCAACAAAGCAGCUCGAUUCCAGGGCGCUUCCAUCCUGAUGUCUUCUAGCAAACAAGAAUGUAAAAAUCUAAAUUAUUGCUUGCAGAAAGAUCUAAAUUAGAGCGUGAGUGAGAGGAGGAAAGGGAGAGCAGGGAGGAAUGGAGCAUGUUCAUUACCGUUUCAGUUUCCUAUGAAUAGAGGUACUGUGUGCUAAUCAGCGUGUUUGCUUAGUUUGAGUUUGGUCAUAUCGUGAACCUUGAAUGGUUCGACUGCAACCACAGCGAUGUUGUGAACUUCUAUUGUUUCCCUCAUAGCUUUCAAUAAAGUCUUUUAUUCAACUUGAUGAUUUCUAGCA
This is a messenger RNA of Benincasa hispida (wax gourd), 1322 nucleotides long. RefSeq lists its product as uncharacterized. The record is from RefSeq and is a predicted model, not a curated record. NCBI's taxonomy places the organism in Eukaryota, Viridiplantae, Streptophyta, Magnoliopsida, Cucurbitales, Cucurbitaceae. Gene Ontology annotation, molecular function: ubiquitin binding.